CACUUCCCGACUUACAAGCCCACUUCCCCUCUUUCUCUCUCUCUCGUUCGCUUGCUCGAUCUCUAGCUAUGGACAUCGCCGGAAUCCACGUCGCCGAUGACUCAUCGCCGUCCAUCUUCAACCGCCUUCAAGUCUCCCUCCAAGUCGCCGAUGCCUCAUCGUCGUCCAUCUCCAACAGCCUUCAAGUCUCCCUCCAAUCCAUCCACGAUUCCUUUGAGUCCGGCGACUUCCGCCGUUCCGACGAGGCCAUCGCCUCCACCAUCGCCCUCCUUGACUCCACUGCCGAGUCCUUGUCUUCCGACGCUGAGGAAGCCCUCUCUUUUAUUCUCAGCUACCUUUCCUCCUCUUCUUCCAGCCAGAUGGUGGUGGAGGCGCUCUCGCUUGAGUUGCCGAAGGUGGUGGUGAGGCUCGCUGGUUUAUCGGAUGAAUGCCGUGCGAUUGCCGGCGCCAUUGUUGAUAGGUUGGUUUCGGUUUCCAGCGCCCGCGAGAUGCUUGUGGUCCUCUGUGAGGCGUUACAUUCCCAUAUCAAGGUUUCCAAAGCUCCGAUUGAUCACAUUCUACUUUUAAGCAGACUCCCAAAAGUAUUAAAUUGCACACAAAGACAUCAUGUGCAACAAGUAAAAGCGGCACUUCCUGCUGUUCUUGAAGUUCUGUAUGCUAUAUCUUCAGAAUCUGAUGAAGAAGAAGACUCUCUUUAUGACUUGUUUUGUGAAUCAAUUCUUGUUGGCAGGUCUAUCCAAGCACUAUGCCAAAAAUUGGAUGGAAGAAGGAAAGAGGAACUUUGUGCUAUUCUUGGUCUCUACGCAUUACAAAGCAUGGCAUUGAUAUCAAGAAGCAGACUAGCUCAUAAUACAUCAACUUGUGUAGAUGCUAUUAAGCAAGUUUCAGAAUUUCUUCUGUUUUGUGGUUUAUCUUAUGUUGAUCUUUUGGCUGGAACUGCUGUUGAUGCACUUAUAAGCAAGAUCUCAAUAGAGGAUGGUGACGAUUUCAUGACCUGCUUCUCUUUUAGCAUGAUUGGGGCAUCACUUGCAGUGAUGUGGGGCCAUAUCUUUGAAGAAGUUGCAAAAGCUGCUGGGGAAGAAAUCAUCGCUGCUCUGAACAUUCUACAGAAUGACAAUGCUAAAAGAUGGCAAGCUAUAGGCAUGUUCAAGCAUGUUCUUGCAUCAAUAGAUUACACUUGGGAAAUAAAACUUCAAUGUAUAGAAUUAUUAUCUAGUAUUCUGGAUGGAGGCAAUUCUGAUGAAUCUAGUGGUGAUGAAAUACAAUUCUCUUCCUUUAUGACUACUAUUUUUGCUGCUCUGCAAGGUAUUCAACAAUUUAUUAUUGGAGCUUCCAAAGCAUCAUCCAGGAAGAAAGCAUUUAACACAUUUCAAAAGGUACUUUCAGAUAUUCCAACUUCUUUCAGGUUGGACAUGCUAAAGGCGCUUAUUACAAACAGUAAUUCUCCCUCCAUGAUUGCAAUUCUAAUUGAUAUAGUAAGGAUGCAAAUGGUCAUUGAGAACAAUCAAGGUAACAAUUCAGCAAGAAAUCAAGAAAAAAAUCAGCAAAACAGAAUGAUCUGUUCACCAUUUUGGAGUUAUGGUGCCCUUGAAAUGGUGGAGUUGGUUCUAAGACCUCCCAAAGGAGGGCCUCCCACCCUUCCUGAGGAUAGUGAGGCGGUCCUGUCUGCUCUCAACUUGUAUAGAUUCAUAUUGAUUGCAGAAUCUACAGGAAAAACAAACCGCACCGGUGUGAUGUCGCCAAGUAAUUUGCGGAAGGCCUAUGAAAAGUGGCUUCUGCCUCUCAGGACACUGUUAUCAGGGAUUCAAUCUGAAAAUGCUGAGAAUGACAGUGAGCUUGCUGAUAACAUUCUCUGUGCCCUGAAUCCUGUUCAGUUUGUGUUGCACCGUUGCAUCGACUUAGUUGAAGAAUGCAUGAAAAGUCAAUCCUAAAUAAAUUAUCCUAAAACUACAUACUCAAGAACAAAAACAAAAACAAAAAAAAUGAGAAAAUUAUUGCUUCAAAGGGGUUCCUCAAAGUUGUCUUCAGGUGGAGCGCAAAAGAAUGCAGGGACAAGGAAGAGAAGCUCUGUGGCACGGUAAUGGUGACUAAAAUCCCUCCUCAAGAAUAUCUCAAGGGGUAUGAUAUCGAUGGACGAAGCACGGUGGCCAUGAAGCUUGCAAGCACAGUUGCGGUGGUAGGGCCGUAGAUCAAUCUCCGGGCUUGAAAAGGUGAUGCAUCCUGCGAAGAUACAUCGGAGAAUAAACAUUGUUAUUUUUAUAUUGUAGAAAGAGGGCUUCCGAGUUAUUGGCUUGGUUUGAUAGACAUUGGUAUUUGUAUACUUGCUGUUAUUGAGGCUUAGAGAAUAAUUUCAACCAUUCUUGUCACCUUAGAGUUGAGUUAUUUGAAUUAGUUUGCUGAGGUUUCCAGGUUUGUGUGAAUUGGAUGUAUUUGUUUAAAAGAGAAUAAAAAACACAAAAGAGUGUCUGAUUAUGUGAA
Molecule: messenger RNA, 2478 nt
Organism: Dioscorea cayenensis subsp. rotundata (Guinea yam)
Lineage: Eukaryota; Viridiplantae; Streptophyta; Magnoliopsida; Dioscoreales; Dioscoreaceae
Product: aberrant root formation protein 4
Exons: 14
Coding region: 69-1931 (620 amino acids)
Cellular component (GO): cytoplasm
Molecular function (GO): ubiquitin-protein transferase inhibitor activity
Source: RefSeq, a predicted model, not a curated record